CCUCAGUGAAUAGCAUUGCGCUUCUCCAGAGGGUACAGAUUGCAUCAGACUGCUCGGAGUCCUGACUUAUUUCAAUCCUGAGUCGGUUCUGUUUUUCUCAGGGCGGUGAGGAGGAGAGGCGCCAGGUCUUCCUGCUGCCAUGGGGGCACAGGAUCGGCCUCAGUGCUUCUUCGACAUAGAAGUCAAUCGAGAGCCAGUUGGCCGCAUCAUAUUUCAACUUUUCUCCGAUGUAUGUCCAAGGACUUGCAAAAACUUCCUUUGCCUAUGUACAGGUGAAAAAGGAAUUGGGAAAACAACUGGGAAAAAACUUUGUUACGAAGGCUCUACAUUCCACCGCGUGGUUAAAAAUUUCAUGAUUCAAGGUGGAGACUUCAGUGAAGGUAAUGGGAAAGGUGGUGAAUCUAUUUAUGGUGGAUAUUUUAAAGAUGAAAACUUUAUUCUGAAACACGACAGAGCCUUCCUUUUGUCAAUGGCAAACAGAGGGAAACAUACAAAUGGUUCCCAGUUUUUCAUAACUACAAAGCCUGCUCCUCAUCUCGACAACGUACACGUUGUCUUCGGACUAGUUAUUUCUGGCUUUGAAGUCAUUGAGCAAAUUGAAAACCUGAAAACCGACGCUGCCAGCAGGCCGUACGCGGACGUGCGGGUCAUUAACUGUGGGGUGCUGGUCACUAAAUCGGCAAAGAACGCGAUAGAGAAGAAGAGGAAGGCGUCUCCCCACUCCGAAGCUUCAGAUACUUCCACCAGCAGCUCGUCUACUUCGUCUGACUCCUCGUCUGCCAGCGACUCCGAAGAUGAGAGAAGCAGGAAGAGGAAGCGCAAGAGGAGAACCAAAACAAAGCAGUCGAGGAAACGAAGAAGGGAGGAGAGAAAGAAAGACGAGCCCAAGAGCAGCAAACGGGCCUCAGGCCAAAGGAGCCAUUCUGACAAAACGGAAACGAAUGAAAAAUCGGGGGACCUGAAUGCAAAAAGGGACAAGCCAGUUGUCCGUCCAGAAGAAAUUCCUCCGGUGCCUGAAAACCGGUUUUUGCUGAGAAGAGAUGUACCGGUUGUAACUACAGAGCCCGAGCAGAAGCCCGCUGAUGCAGCGCCACCUUUGACCGACCAGAAGCCCUCGGUGUCAAAAUCUGGAAGGAAAAUCAGAGGAAGAGGCACAAUACGAUACCAUACGCCGCCUCAUUCUCGCUCGUGUUCAGAAUCCGACAAUGAGGAAAGCAGUGAAACUCCCCCCCACUGGAAAGAAGAAAUGCAGAGGCUGCGAGCAUACAGGCCACCAAGUGGAGAGAAGUGGAGCAAAGGGGACAAGUUGAGCGACCCAGGAAAGUGGGACGAAAGAAGUCUCUCGCAGCGCUCAAGGUCUUGGUCCCAUAAUGGAUUUUCAAGUCUAAGUACAAAAUACAUCAGUCACCGCAAAAAACACCGGCGAGAGAAAAAGGCAAAGCACAAAAAGAAGGCCAAAAAGCAAAAGCAUUUGAAGAAACAUAAGCAAAUUAAGAAAAAGAGAGUCUCCCCUUCCACAGAGGCCGAUUCUUCUCCUUCGUCUACCAGAAGGACAAAAUCCCAAGUGUUCAACGAGAGGGCAUCUCGCUCUUCCUCGCUCUCGUCCAGGGACUCCUCUUCUAGAAAGGACUGGUCUAAAUCCAACAGAGGUGACCAGAGCUCAGUGUCUCUGUCAAGCAGAGGCUCACACUCCUACUGCCGGUCCAGGUCGAGAUCCAGGUCGAGAUCUUACUCCCGAAGAAGCUCUAGGUCACGAGUUGCUUUGAAGUCUUCUCGCUCCCGGAGCAGGUCGCGGUCUAGCUCUAACUCCAGACACCCGAGGACUGUAUCCAGUUCUCCCAAAAAUGCCACUGCGCAUCUGAACGAGCACAAGGCCGUUAAAGCCGAACCCACGAGAGCAGCGUUGCCGCAGGCCGAGAAAGUCGUGAUACAGCCCUUCGUCGCCGAAAGCAUUCCAGUGAUCCCUCUCAGCGACAGCCCCCCUCCUUCUAGAUGGAAGCCUGGGCAGAAGCCGUGGAAACCAUCCUACGAGCGGAUUCAGGAGAUGAAAGCAAAAGCCACCCAUUUAAUACCCGCUCAGACGACUUACAGCUUAGCCAGCAUCAAAGAGGCCGGCUCAUCCUCUUCGUACCGCAAGCGGCGAGAGACGUCGGAUAGCGAUCGGAGCGGCUAUUCCAAAAACCGAAGCGACAGAAGUUCCGGAAGCCGGCGCAGGUCAAGAAGCAGGACAUCUCGGAGCAGAUCUUACUCAAAGUCUUACUCCCGCUCGAGGAGCCCGUCCAGUUCAAGGUCGAGGUCUCGAUCCACAGGUCGAUCCCGUUCGGCGAAUAAGUUCCCCAGCGAUCAGUCGUUCUACAGCGGGUCGUCGUCUUAUUUUUCCCUAAGCGACGACGACCAGCCGAAGAGCAAAAAGAGGUCUGAAUCCAGAGAGAGGAGUGUGCCGUUGUCAAAGAAAAGGCAAAGCAGUUCCGAAAGCACUCUCCCGUAUGCGAAAGAAGCAGCUUCUCAAAAGCUCAGGCCGAGCGCAAGCAGGUCCUCUUUGGACUUUUCCACCGAUAGCGAGCAAGCCGCUAAACAGCCGCCGGUCUUAGAGAAAGGGCAUCCGCUGCCUGAAAAAGUUAACCAGAAGCAAAACAAAAACGGGUGUGUCGGUGACAGGCAAGAGGAGAGGUCUCGGUCCGAGUUGGACAGUGAAAGUUCGAAAAGGAGAGUUCUGAAGGACAAAUCCGAGUCGCCAAGAACUGGUCGGAAGGCAAAAAGGAAGACGCAGUCUGGCAGCAAGUGGGACUCUGGAUCAAAUUCGGAAAGAGGCGGGGACAAAAACGAUAAAGACGGCUCGAGAUUAUCUUCCGGCAAGGAGGAAGGCGAAGCUUCGUCAGACUCCGACUCCGAAGUCAUCCUUCCCAGUCUUAAGAUGAAAAUAGAUGCCUCCUCAGGGACUCUGAAGCCAGGUAAGCGGCAGUCGUCCCCUUCUGACUCAGGAAGCUCCCUUUCCAAUGUGGGCGUUCGGGGGAAACUGAGAAAGCAAAAGCGGGGGUCCAAGAAAAGCCUAAAAAAGGCACAUUCCAAGAAAGCGAAGGAGAAAUCCAAGGGGAAGAAAGAGAAGAAGCAUAAAGCCCAAAAGCAGAAGGAAACGUUUCAUUGGCAGCCUCCCCUGGAGUUUGGGGAGGAGGAGGAGGAAGAGGACGAGAAAGCCACCGUCAAGAAGAAUCGGGACCAAGCGUCUGAGAAUAGCGAAGCGAUAAAAGAACGACCCAGGGAUGAUGAAAAGCCCGGUGAAGAGAAAACGCCUGCUGAUGAAGCUGCAGCUGGGAAAUCACCAGCUCGUGACAAACGUAGUAAAGAUAACGAGGAACCGUCGACUUCUGCUCCUUCGCUAACACCAAUUAAAAACGUGGAUGUUUCAGGAACUCCCACGGGCUCCAAAGCGAGCAGUGAAAACGAGGCGGAUGUUACUCAGAUAGAUGACAUGGAGAUCUGUACCCCGGACCACAACUCACCGGUGAAGGUGGAUCUAGAUCUCUCGCCGGUCAGUUUGAAGGUAAACCUCCCAGCUGGGAAAGUGAAGAAGAACUCCGGUGUACCAAAUAACCCCGAAGGAGAGACUGCAAUAGAAGGACUCAGUGGGAAGGAAGCGGUAAGUGUCAAAGAGGAGAGAAACAAAGACGAACAGAAGCGGAGCCCUGCGGUGGCAACGGUGGUCGUUGAAAAUGUGCUGAAAAUAGAAGUGGUGGAAAACGCCCAGGGCAGCGUGGUGGAUAAUAAAUGGAAGCCGCUGCAAGGUAUAGGAAACCUGCAGGCGACAGCUGCCUCAGCCAAUCCAGCAGAAGCCAAAAACACUGCCUCCUCGUCGGAAUCGAAGCCUCCGGGGUUAAGGAUAGAAAUCAAAAGCAAAAACAAAAUCAGGCCAGGCUCUCUCUUUGACGAAGUCAGAAAGACGGCGCGGCUCAAUCGGAGGCCGCGGAACUGCGAGAGCUCCAGCGAAGAGGAUUCCCCCGCCCGAGAGAACAGCCAGUCCAGAAGCCGCAGCCGGUCACGGAGCAAAUCGGACCUGAAAUCCAGGCACAGAACCAGAUCCCUUUCGUACAGCCACUCGAGCCGAUCGAGGAGUUCCACUGACUCUUACAGGUCGAGGAGCUACUCACGAAGCCGGAGCAGAGGGUGGUACAGCAGAGGCCGGUCGAGGAGUCGAAGUAGUUCCUAUCACAGCUACAGGAGUCACAGUCGUUCCUACAGUAGAAGUCGGUCCCGAAGCAGUUCUUACAAUCACCGCAGUCGAUCCAGGUCCUACACCUACGACAGUUACAGCAGGAGUCGCAGUCGAAGUAGAAGCAAGAGGAGCGACAGCUAUCACAGGUCCCGCAGUUACGAUAGACGGUCCAGGUCCUACGGUUCCUACAGCGAAAGUGACCGCAGCUACUCUAACUGCCGAAGCCCGAGCGAAAGCAGCCGAUACAGCUGAAAGCGGACUCCUGGAAAAUGCGGAUUGUUUAGAGUUUUUCUUUUUUUUUUUUAAAUGCUGAUAUCGUGUAAAGCAUUCUCGCUCACCCCGUGCUCAGGGUAAAAACGAUGGAUGCCUGAUGACAUGCAGCCUUAACUUUGAGCACAGUUUCCCCCCCCCCCCCCUUUACGCUGUCUUCCUCUUCCUGGAUUUGGACCUCUGGGUGAGGAGGCUGCGUCUUGAUGUGGAUUGGCUGGCUUUGCGAAUCGAGAAGAGAUGUCAGCUGUAUCAAAAUAAUCUCUUGGGGGACAGCAGGCGAUUCCCUGGCCUGUUCUUAAAAAUAUGCCGGCAACUACGGAACUGUGAAGAAUGUGAUUAUUAAAAUGCUACCUUCUGUGUAGUCAAUUUAAAAGUUUCUCUUAAGCAUCGAUGCCUCAGACCUGAUAGGCAUCCCGGACUCUGAAUUGAGGCAGGUUCUCUGCCUUAGCCCUGCUCAUUUUCUUUCUGAUGGACCUUCUCACCGCAGAGGCAAUUCUGGCGUGAGCUUUCUCACGUGACGCAAAACGUCCCCCUUCAGUUCAGGGAGCUGCGCUCAUGACUGUUACUCGAACAGAUUGUCGUAUUUGUGCUCACCCAUCUUCGCCGCUUAUCAGUAUUCCCAAGGUGAUACUAGACGGUUCCUUUUCAGUUCGUUAUCACUAGAGGAAUGACACCAUGGUUACUGUUUGCAGCUGUUAAAAAAGAAAGACUUCGACACGGCUAGUCGUAACGCCUGCCCCCACGCGGCUGCCGCUGCAGCAAGGACCUUCUUCGCAAAACUCGCUGAAAUAACUUGAACCGGAGGAGCUGCCGUUGGACUUUGCUGCCACCCUCUGGUUUGAAGUUGCCAUCUGAUGGAAACGGGCUAGUCACUAAGAUCGUAUCCAGUAGCUGCGAAGGUAGACGUAGGAGUUCGUUUUCGGUGUUCCUUACCGAAAGGAGAUGCUGCGCUCGUAGCUGUAAAUUGAUUUAGAAAAAUCAUUUUCAAGCUGGAGGCGCUGGAUUCUCCCCCCCACCCGCAACCGUGUUCUGAUUCAGAAUCUCAGACGUUGUAAACGUUUCAUACCGAAUAAUCACUUGGGGUGAGGGGUUUGAAAAUUUUUUAGCCGGAAUAAGUUCUCAUUCGGCAGCAGAGGGAAAUGCUGCUCCUAACUCUAAGGGGCAUAACUGAGUUUAACGUUCUAUGAUUUUGAGAUGCUGUAAGUUUCUUCGGCGUUAAAAACGGAUACCUUUUGCCGAGCGCCGAAAGCUGUGCGUUUUUAAAUAGGUGAUUUCCUCCUCUUCGUUGCGGUUGCGAUACGAAUCAUUUAAGUAUUUGGAUAUUGCUCGUUAGGUGUUAAUCUUUUGAAAGACACCUCAGGGGAAGACUUCUUCCUCCACCGUUUGUCCCUGAUGCAUGAGGUUUAAGUCUAGCACGUGUGGAGUCCUGGCCUAGCAGAACGGAGGUUACUGCACAGCUAAUUGCUGCAGAUGAGGCCAUGUUGGGCACUUUAUCCAAAGUACGGGCUUGACCCUCUUUCAAAGGCAGUUCUGCCUUGGGGGGGUGGGAAAAAACACUCAGAUUUUGUAUUCAUUAUUUUGUAAGCAAUGAAUCUGUUUAAACUGCCAUAAAUUCUAGUGUGUGUUCAAUUCA
This is a messenger RNA of Heteronotia binoei (common prickly gecko), 6113 nucleotides long. RefSeq names its product natural killer cell triggering receptor (gene NKTR). Gene Ontology annotation, biological process: protein peptidyl-prolyl isomerization; protein folding. Gene Ontology annotation, cellular component: nucleus. Lineage: Eukaryota; Metazoa; Chordata; Lepidosauria; Squamata; Gekkonidae. Gene Ontology annotation, molecular function: peptidyl-prolyl cis-trans isomerase activity. The record is from RefSeq and is a predicted model, not a curated record.